AAGAAGUUAACCUGAAAAAUAAACGUUGGGAAAGCUCAAAUGAAACGACAAAAGUAAAAAUCUAUUAGGAAAUUAAGCAAACUAAAAAUUAGGAAUAAAAUGUCUUCAAGUAGUUUACAAGGUUUUAAAGUACUACCCUUACGAUUUUCAAGCAGCAGUACAAGUUGUCACAACCUGUUUAUAAAAGAACAUUCAAUAAGAAGUAUUGAAGAUAGUAAACCCGCAGGUAAAACAUUAUUUGUGAUAAAUGUCCCACCGUACGCAACAGAAAAUAGUCUGAAAGUAUCCUUUUCUAAGGCUGGACGAGUGAGGUCUGUAAUUUUUCAAAGUGAUGAUAAUGAAAAGGUAACUAACGAUGGAUUUAAAAGAUCUUAUGUCGUCUUUGAGAAAAGGGAGAGUUUAUUAAAAGCUAUGAAACUAGACGCAAUUAAUUCACUGUCGACUGAUGAAGUGCCUCUUAAAGUUGGUUUGGAAAAGUGGAUUGAGGAUUAUAAUUCAAGCAUAUGUGAUCCGGAGGAAUUACAGAAGGAAAUUAAUUUGUACAUAAGUAAUUAUGACAAGGAAGAAGAAAAGAAAAAGAAAGGUGAUAAAGAAUUGGUAAACGACGAGGGUUGGACGGUUGUUACCAAGAAAGGAAGAAAUCCUGGCAUAUCCAGAAAGGAGAGCGUGGAACAUAAAUUAAAAGAAAAGGAUCAAGCGUUAUCAGAGAAGAAGCAGUUAAAGAAUUUCUAUACUUUUCAAAUCCGGGAUUCUAAAAAGGAACACAUUGCGGCUCUUAGAAAAAGUUUUGAAGAGGCAAAAAAUAAAAUUAAUCUCAUGAAAAAGGCUCGAAGAUUUAAACCGUAUUGAGAAUAUAACUACUGAAAUUUUAUAGUUGUCUUGUUACUAUUUUUAUCAACUCGUAAAUUCUUUUUCCAUUUGUAAUUUAUUAAAUUUAUAAAGUA
Anoplophora glabripennis (Asian longhorned beetle) is the source of this 944-nucleotide messenger RNA. RefSeq names its product ribosomal RNA-processing protein 7 homolog A. Lineage: Eukaryota; Metazoa; Arthropoda; Insecta; Coleoptera; Cerambycidae. Gene Ontology annotation, molecular function: RNA binding. Gene Ontology annotation, cellular component: UTP-C complex; CURI complex. The record is from RefSeq and is a predicted model, not a curated record. The transcript is spliced from 2 exons. The coding region runs from base 100 to 849 and encodes 249 amino acids. Gene Ontology annotation, biological process: ribosomal small subunit assembly; rRNA processing.